Messenger RNA from Oryzias latipes (Japanese medaka), 3256 nucleotides. It is a transcript of the gene egr2b, whose product is annotated as early growth response 2b. The record is from RefSeq and is a predicted model, not a curated record. Lineage: Eukaryota; Metazoa; Chordata; Actinopteri; Beloniformes; Adrianichthyidae. Gene Ontology annotation, biological process: regulation of transcription by RNA polymerase II. Gene Ontology annotation, molecular function: DNA-binding transcription factor activity, RNA polymerase II-specific; RNA polymerase II cis-regulatory region sequence-specific DNA binding.
UUAAUUGGAUUUUUUACAAAAUGUCAGAUCAACGUUGAAAUAUUUUAGUCAUUUUGAAACUAGAUAUUGUUUUCUGAAACUGUGAUGGCCACACAGGAGAAGGAUCACACAGGAUGAGUAGCCUUAGCAUUCUAAACAAGUGUGACGUCAUCUCCAGAACCGGUACCUGUGUUUGACGGAGGUCCGUCUGUGGGUGCCGCCCGACAGUCACAUUAAAUAAUGGCGAUGCUUGCUGUGGUGGAAGAGCAAAAAACAAACGUUAGAUGUGACAAUCGGGUGAUUGUUCUUCAACCCAGACAGACAAUGCGCCAUGUUUGUGUGGGCCAGCUUUAUUUUAAAGCUCGUUGUUUUAACACCUAGGCUCUGAAAAUGCUGGUUUCCUUUUCCUAAGCUCUAAAUGACUACAGUUGAGCGCUCGCUGAACUAAAAGCAGUCUUUCCAAGAGCGUAGUCAAAUCCGCGCGUCAGAAGUUUCCACGGCCGCGCGGCUGCGUGCGGCGCGCAGAGGAGCAGGUUCCACUCCCCUGUCCGGAUCAUUUGACUGUGGUUAGGCUUUUUUCUCUCUGAGCUCUCGGCAAAACUCGUCACUUUCCGAUGAUCAAAUUCCGGAACUCAAACCAAAUAUGGAGCAUCGGAGGACUUUCACUUGUGCCGGAUUCAGCCUUUUAUGGGUUAAGACGCUCGACCGGAAUUCCUCUUCUGAUGUUUCAGCGCAGCUGAGACGCGAUGAGCGACAAAAACCGAGAAGAAAAAGGAAGGAAAGCAUCUUUUGAAGUGACCGGAGUGUCUUUUCGCGCGUAUUUGGGACGUUUUGUGGUAAACUGCUGCAGAGCUGGUGUGAGCGGAACAGGUCGGCCGUAACAGCGGCGCAGCAGCGGGUUUACCGCGGACAAGAGAUUCCCUUGUCACGGAGCCUCCUGGCCAAUCAGCGUCAGCAGCGCCUCCUGUCUUUCUUUGUUCUCAUAGGCCCACCCACUCCAUAUUUGGAUAGUGACGUCACGGCAGCGUUCAAAAGGUUUCCCAUAUAUACAUACCAGAGUCAGGGCCCCCGCUCCCGUUACUUUAAGUGAGUAAACUUUACGCGCAGAGCGCAUGAAGUGCCGCAGACGCACGGCGCGCAUCCUUUCAGAGCCGCAGUGAGCCGCAGGGACAUGCAGCUCUAACCUGACCUGGACGCACAUCCUCAGUGUCCGCGCGCUUUCAAGAACAGACGCCAAAGAUCCAAGACAGAGUGGAGCGCGCGCACGCGUUUGGCUCCGUGCACGAUGACAGCAAAAACUCUGGAGAAAGUGAAUCCGGUGAAUCUCGGGGGGUUCGUGCAUCCGACAGGAGAAAGCGUGUACUCGGUGGAUGACAUCGCCACCGGCCUGCCGACCUCUGUGGCCAUCUUCCCCAACGCAGACCUGGGGGGCCACUACGACCAACUCAAUGUUGCAGCAGACAGCCUGAUGGACAUGUGCACGGAGAAACGCUCCAUGGACCUCUCCUCAUACUCCACCGGCUUCUCGCAGCCCCCCUCCCACCGGAACCAGACCUUCACCUACAUGGGAAAGUUCUCCAUCGACUCCCCUUAUCCAGCUAACUGGAGUCCCGACGGGGUGAUAAACAUCGUUUCGGGCAUCUUCAACAUGACCCAGCCGCCACCUCCCCCCCCUCCUCCCCCCUCAUCUUCCACAUCCUCCUCUCCGGCUUCAUCAGGAUCUCCGCAUCACUUCUCCAGCGGAAAUUUGAGUUGCACCAUGGCGGCUCAGAGUCAGGCAGAAAUAGAUCACCCCCACCAUCCGUACUCCCCUCCGCCUCCUUACCCUUCCUCCAGCUGCCCGGAGGUGUACCACCAGGACCCCUCGGCGUUUUUGUCCACCUCCACCUGCCCCAUCAGCUCCUACCCAUCGACCCCCUACCCGUCACCCAAGCAGCCCAGCAGCUUAGACGCCCAGGGGCUGUUCCCCAUCAUCCCCGAUUACACGGGCUUCUUCCAGCCGACGUGUCAGCGGGACAUGCACACAGCGGGCAUCCAGGACCGGAAACCUUUCGUCCCGUGUCCUCUCGAUACUUUUCGAGUCCCCCCUCCUCUGACUCCGCUCAACACUAUUAGGAACUUUACGCUUGGAGGUCCGGGAGCGGGCGGCUCAGACGCAGGGCAGCAGAGGCUUCCUUCUGCCUACAGUCCACAGAACCUGCCCUUAAGGCCCAUUCUGCGACCCAGGAAAUAUCCGAACCGACCCAGCAAGACCCCCAUCCACGAGCGUCCGUACCCCUGUCCGGCGGAAGGCUGCGACCGGCGCUUCUCCCGCUCCGACGAACUGACUAGACACAUCCGCAUCCACACGGGGCACAAGCCCUUCCAGUGCCGGAUCUGCAUGCGCAACUUCAGCCGGAGCGACCACCUCACCACGCACAUCCGCACGCACACGGGGGAGAAGCCGUUCGCCUGCGACUUCUGCGGCCGCAAGUUCGCUCGGAGCGACGAGAGAAAGAGACACACUAAAAUCCACCUGAGGCAGAAGGAGAGGAAGUCCUCCGCCGUGUCCUCCUCCUCAUCCUCCUCCAGCAGCAGCUCCGCGCUGGAGCGUUCUUCGGGCGUCAUCAGCGCCACCAACGGGCUCUGUUCCUAGGUUUCCACAGAAACCUGGCAGCACACUAACCCUGAAAGGGACGGGACCAGUGAGAUAAUCGCCCAGACUGUUCAGUGCUGGUUUACAGACUGGAUGGAAAUGAACAACCUUGGUGCGUUUUGCGCUUUUACGCAUGGAGAUGCCGCAAAACUCCCACAAAGACUGAAGAAGAAUGCACUUUGCCUGCACAGUCUACUGAACAUCAGAGUCAUUUAUACACAUAGCCAUUUAUUCAUGAAAACCUAAAUGGACUUUUGCGUUAUAAAAGGGGAUUUAAAAAAAGUCUCCAACAGUCACACUGAAUGCUAUCAUGCGCCUGUACAUAUAAAAUACUGCAAUAACUUUUGAGGAAACAUGUUUAAGUUAUUAGACUGACGGUGGGUUUAUUUGAACGUGUUUGUGCUCGGCUGCGUGCGCGCUCCAGUGCCUUGCUGUAUGUUUGUGUUUGUUCACUCUGACGCUCCUAAUGCAAUGUAAAUACCCAACAGUUGGAGAGCUUUCUAUUUUUCUACAGCCUCGGUUCGUCCUUUAAUUGACUGUGAUUUUACUGAACAAGGGUGUACAGAUGUGGAACUUUUACCGACUUGACAUGCGUGCUGUGAUGUGUCCUUUAAGAUUUAUUAAACAUGGUGACAACCCUCG